AUGUCUAGCAAUGAAGUAGAAUGCAAGAUACUUGACCACAAAUCAAAUUACUAUGAAGAAAGUGUCAAAAAUCCAAAUUAUCCUACUGGCAUAAAAGUCCCUAUUCUCCCUAAAUUUGAGUUAAAGCCUGGUAAAGCUACUGGCUUUUUUAAGAGCUAUUUUAAACAGAGUUCAUACGAUGAUUUACUCAUUGAAAGCAGUGAAGAAUUGGAUGUGGAAGUGGGUAACUGUUGCUCUUAUGAAGGAUGUACCUCUAACCCAAUCUUAGUCAAACAUCGACAAGAUCAAGUUUCUAAGAGAAAGGAGAUAUAUAAAUGGCUAAGAGCAAAGGAGAAAGGACAGGAGUAUUCCCCAGUUGAUAGUGAUCUUGUUGUCUAUGAGGGAUAUCGUUGGGUCUCAGAUGAAGAAUUUGGUCGCCAAAUACUCAAUGGUGUUAAUCCUGUGGUGAUUCGAAAGUGCACUGCUUUACCGAUACUUUCCUGUCACAGAAAAAUGUGCAGAGAAGGCCAUUAUUGCCCAGCUCCCUUCUGCCUUCUCUAUGUUAACAAUCCAAAAACUGGUACCAUUGCUAUCCAACUUAAGAAAAAACCAGGUGCAGAUAAUCCUAUUUUUCUGCCAACUGAUUAUUGGCUUGAUUGGUUGCUUGCUAAAAUGUAUUAUCGAUGUGCUGAUAGUCAGUUUCAUGAACUAGUUACCCACUACUUAUCAACACACUCUAUUAUGGAAGGGUAUGAUGUGGCAACAAUGCGUGCGUUCCCAGAUACUCAUCCAUUAUACAAACUACUUCAGCGUCAUUUUCGUCACACUAUAGCUGUCAAUUCAGCUGCAAGAAAACUCCUCAUUAGUGAAGAUGGACUUAUAGCCAAAGCUUUCUCUAUAGGACCUAAAGAAUGACAGAGAUUGUUAAAACGAGCCUGCAAAAAAAUGCCAAAAGAACGUGGAGUGGAUGAUCCAGAAAAACUCCCCAACUAUCACUAUCGUGAUGAUGGUUUUCAAAUUUGGGAUGCAAUUGAGCAUAUGUUCAGAACAUCAUUGAUAUUUUUUUACAAGUCUGAUAACUGAUGUCAAAGAAGACCCUGAGCUGAAAGCGUGGUAAUGGAAGUUCACAAGGCUUUUCCAGCUUUCAAUGGAAACCCAGAAGGUCGUGGGUUUCCUACCAGUAUUACGAGCAAGAAGGAACUGGUUGAUUAUUGUACACUCAUCAUAUUCACUGGUACUGCUCAACAUGGUUCCAUUAACUUUGCUCAGUUUGAAAUAUAUGCAUAUGUCCCAAAUGCUCCCUUUGCAAUGCGUCUUCCUCCUCCUAACGAGAAAGGAAAAAUUGACAUGCCCACUAUAUUGAAUGCUCUACCAGAUGAUAGAUCUACCUUGUUAUCUGCUGCUAUUAGUUAUCAGUUGUCCUUGUUCAGUCCUGAGGAGUAUAGUAUCAAGAUGAGUGACUCUGGAGGUACUGAGUCAAAGGAAGCUAUUCCAUUGGAGGAUAUUGCAUUAAAGAAGAAAGCCAAAGAGAGAUAG
Gigantopelta aegis is the source of this 1515-nucleotide messenger RNA. RefSeq names its product polyunsaturated fatty acid 5-lipoxygenase-like. The record is from RefSeq and is a predicted model, not a curated record. Gene Ontology annotation, biological process: lipid oxidation. Lineage: Eukaryota; Metazoa; Mollusca; Gastropoda; Neomphalida; Peltospiridae. Gene Ontology annotation, molecular function: oxidoreductase activity, acting on single donors with incorporation of molecular oxygen, incorporation of two atoms of oxygen; metal ion binding.